AUGGCACCUCGAAAUGAAAAGAGUUCUCUCAAACGGAACAGAAUCAGCACCGAGGAAGAUUCGCAAGAGUUGAAAAAGCUGCGACGGUCACAGAGAUUAUCUCAGAGUCAAUCCCCCAAAACUCCGGUCAAUCAGUCCUAUCUGCCUACCCCGUUGACUGAACAGAAUUCAACUGCAACCGACAUCAGAAAGGAAGUAACAGCAACUCCCCCGAAUAUCUCCAACCAGGUGCAUCCACAAACCCCGUCACGUUCAGAACAGCCUCAAUCAUGCUCCUCCCCACCCGGUGAUACCCAAGCUCUCUCCCAAUUCAUUUACCCUCCCAGGGCAUUUGCAGAUGAGGUUGAGGAUGAAGCUGCCGAACGAGUCUGGGGCUAUCUUAUACCUCUCGAUGACAAGUUUCGAGACGCGCUCGUUAUGAGAAAACGGGACGGCUGCGAACGCAGAAAUGUAACGCCCGGAAACAAACCCGAGGGGCCUCAAGCUCAAAGCAAGAAAUCCACGAAACAAACUCGUUCCCCGGGAGGUUACUUGGUGGGCCGGCAUCCCGAGUGCGACCUGGUCAUCAACAUACCCACCAUAUCCAACCGACAUUUUCUGCUUUUUUCCGAAAACAAGAAAGGCGAUUUCGUCGCUAUCAUAGAAGACUUGUCUAGCAAUGGAACAUUCGUCAACGACGCAAUCGUCGGGCGCAAUAAACAUCGUGAACUCGAAGAUGGUGACGAGGUCACAAUCUUAGACGAAGCGCGUUUUGUGUUUCGGUACCCUCGGACACGGGAUACCCACGGUUUCCGCCAGCAGUACAGAAUCCUCCAACAGCUUGGUAAAGGGCAUUUUGCGACCGUCUAUCUCUGCGUAGAGCGGGCGACCGGAACUAGAUAUGCCGUGAAGCUAUUCGAAAAACGCCCUGGUGACUCUCAGAAGUCGCAGGCGGACCCUUUGCACCAUGAAAUAGGUCUUUUAAUGGGCGUCAAUCACCCUAAUCUACUUUGUCUUAAGGAUACCUUUGACGAAAGUGAUGGCGUGUACCUUGUUCUGGAGCUUGCACCAGAAGGUGAAUUGUUCAAUCUCAUAGUCAGCAAACAAAAAUUCUCGGAAAAGGAGACGCGACACAUAUUUCUCCAGCUGUUUGAGGGGCUGAAAUACUUGCAUGACCGUGGGAUCGUUCAUCGAGACAUUAAGCCUGAGAAUAUUCUGGUUGUCGACAAGAAGUUAACCGUUAAACUUGGCGACUUUGGGCUUGCUAAAAUAAUUGGAGAAGAUUCAUUCACGACAACUUUGUGCGGAACUCCGAGUUAUGUGGCGCCUGAGAUUCUCCAAGAGACGCGUCGUCGCAAAUACACCAAAGCCGUAGAUAUCUGGUCCCUUGGCGUCGUUCUUUACAUAUGCCUUUGCGGUUUUCCUCCGUUCUCCGAUGAGCUUCAUACUCGCGAAAACCCAUACACUUUGGCGCAACAGAUCAAAAUGGGGCGAUUUGACUAUCCUUCCCCGUACUGGGACUCUGUGGGCGAUCCGGCCUUGGACCUAAUUGAUAGGAUGCUCACAGUUGAUGUGGAAAAAAGGAUAACUAUAGACGAAUGUCUCGAACACCCGUGGUUAACGGGGAAUUACCCGAGUGUUUCCGAUAGUACAGAUGGGCUGACAGGAGCUCUGGGAAAGCUAGACUUCUCGAAAAGGAAGAUGGCGCGUGAGCGAACUUUGCUCAGCAGCAUCAAUGAUGUUGAUUUUAGCGAGCGCAAAGAAGGGCCCGGUGCACCCGUGAAGGUCUUUCACAAAAACAACGUCGAAAAACGCGUUCAUAAUCGCCCUGCGAAGGCUUCUGAUGACCAGGAAGCCUCGCCCAAUCAGAACAGUGCUCCCAAGGAUUUCGCAAAUCUCGGAGAGCGCGGAGAUCCAGCGUUAUUCGAGGAGGAUCCGACAAGUCGCUACCACUAG
Molecule: messenger RNA, 1935 nt
Organism: Aspergillus affinis
Lineage: Eukaryota; Fungi; Ascomycota; Eurotiomycetes; Eurotiales; Aspergillaceae
Product: CAMK family serine/threonine-protein kinase
Exons: 6
Coding region: 1-1935 (644 amino acids)
Biological process (GO): protein phosphorylation; mitotic DNA damage checkpoint signaling
Cellular component (GO): nucleus
Molecular function (GO): protein serine/threonine kinase activity; ATP binding; protein binding
Source: RefSeq, a predicted model, not a curated record